GAACCGCGCUGUCUUGUGAUGUCAGCUGGACACAGAAUGCCCAUCGACGCGGCAACGCAGGGGCUGGUGGGAGCCAGGGCGUGAUGCCAGGCAUGGAAGAAUUCUCUCUCCUCAGCAUCUCGGGCCCACGGCUCUCCCCGUCCCUGAGCACCCUCCAGGACGCCACGUCCUCCCCCCCCACCAGCCUGCCAGGCCCCGCCGAGCCGGGCCAGCCGGGAGAGAAAAUGUUUUCCAAGCGACACCCGGACAAUGCUCAGACGGGGGCCACCGCGGAGCUGGCCGGCCCCGCGCAGGCCCUGGCGGCCCAGGCCCACGGCAGCCUCACCCGCCACGGCGUGGACACUCCGACGCUGACCCCAGACCAGCGGCCCCUGGACACGGGCGAGCCCCCCCGACGUCGGUGCAGUGUCUACCGGCCCUGGUUCUCGCCUUAUAGCUACUUCGUGUGCGCCGACCGGGGCAGCCGGCUGGAGGCCUCGGGCUUCCGCGAGGCCCCCUGGGACGAGGGCCGGGGGGACGGCUGGCCGGCCGAGGACGCGGGGGCCGAGAGCCUGGGCUCGUCCUCGUCCUCCCCGGAGCACGCCGGGGCCCCGCGCGGCCGUGCCCGGCCCGAGAGCGUCACCUCGCGGGACAUCCUGGCCGCCUGCCGUGGGCAGCUGGUACAACAGAGCGGCUACAAGUGCGCGGCCUGCUGCCGCCUUUACCCGACCCUGCACUCGCUCAAGAGCCACAUCCGCAGCGGUGCCCGCGAGGGCUUCAGCUGCAGUGUCUACUACCGCAAGCUCAAGGCACUGUGGGGCGGCCAGAGGGCGCGGCCGGGCGCCGGUGGCCAGCCCUGCUCCUAG
Molecule: messenger RNA, 845 nt
Organism: Sorex fumeus (smoky shrew)
Lineage: Eukaryota; Metazoa; Chordata; Mammalia; Eulipotyphla; Soricidae
Gene: SPATA46
Product: spermatogenesis associated 46
Exons: 4
Coding region: 84-845 (253 amino acids)
Biological process (GO): fertilization
Cellular component (GO): nuclear membrane
Source: RefSeq, a predicted model, not a curated record